UUGUUCCUUCCACGCUAGUAUCACACAUGGCGAAUGAAGCCAAACCCUGCCCAUGCGAUAUUGGAGACAGGUUUGACCAUGAGGGUCGUGGGCAGGAAGUACAAGUUGGGCACAUCAAGGCGUAUGUUUGCAAACCAUCUGUCAAAUCAGACAAAGCCGUGAUCGUGAUUCAUGAUAUAUUUGGAUGGCAGCUCCCAAACACCAGAUACAUAGCUGAUCUGCUCACCACACAUGGAUACGUAGCCAUCUGCCCAGACUUUUUUGUGGGACAAGAACCUUGGAACCCUUCUAAUGACUGGGCUUCUUUCAAUGAUUGGCUGAAAACUCGUGAUUCCAGCAAAAUAGACAAAGAAAUUGAUGUCGUCUUGAAGUACCUACAGGAACAAUGUGGUGCCAAGAAGAUUGGGGUCAUUGGUUUUUGCUGGGGUGGAGCAGCAGUACAUCAUGUGAUGCUGAAAAACCCUCAUUUAAAGGCUGGGGUGUCCAACUAUGGAGUGAUCAGGUUUUUUGAGGAUGGAUGCAGUUUACUUCAUCCCACUUUCUUCAUUUUUGCUGAAAAAGAUGACUUCAUCCCCCUGGAGCAGGUUACCCAACUGGAGCAGAAGCUUAAAGAAAAGUGUAAAGUAGAUUAUGAGGUUAAAAUUUAUCCUGGUCAGACUCAUGGCUUUGUACAUCGCAAAAGAGAAGAUAUCAAUCCUCAGGAUAAACCUUAUAUUGAGGAAGCAAGAAGGGAUAUGAUUAACUGGCUGAAAAAAUAUAUUUAGCA
Tinamus guttatus (white-throated tinamou) is the source of this 766-nucleotide messenger RNA. Its product is annotated as carboxymethylenebutenolidase homolog. NCBI's taxonomy places the organism in Eukaryota, Metazoa, Chordata, Aves, Tinamiformes, Tinamidae. Gene Ontology annotation, molecular function: hydrolase activity. The record is from RefSeq and is a predicted model, not a curated record.